Molecule: messenger RNA, 1236 nt
Organism: Fonsecaea nubica
Lineage: Eukaryota; Fungi; Ascomycota; Eurotiomycetes; Chaetothyriales; Herpotrichiellaceae
Exons: 6
Coding region: 1-1236 (411 amino acids)
Source: RefSeq, a predicted model, not a curated record
AUGCCAUCACACCAUCCCGAACCGGGGGAUUCUUUCCCCUCACCGCCACCAGUACCCCCAAUCAAUAAGGCUGCGCCCCUUGAUCACUGGGAGGAGGAAUUCUUUGAUGGCACCGACAUCCCCAGAGAAACAUACAGAGCUUGGGUCUCUGAUGAAGAAGCUCCUCUCCGCUUUCAAUCUACGUUGAGGUUGAUCCGUCCCUUGAAUGAUCCACCACUAGGCGCAUCGGCCCAAGUAUGGCUUGCGGUGUCGGAUCUUGGGGCAUUUGCCGUCAAACUGUAUACCCCGUAUACCGAUGAAGACGCAGCAGCGCAAGCAGGACGCUUACCACACCCGAAGCCCAGUAUACAAAAAGUUCUGCAUGAUUGCCACCCAUUCGUGCUGGAGACAAGGGCUUACGAACGCAUCCGCAAGUCCUGUCCGCCUUCUCAGCGAUUCUUUUUCCUGCGGUAUUACGGAAUAGUCGACAGCCCUCUUCUUCCACCUCCAUACCAGCGUGACCGAAUACGGAUGCUAAAGGCAUUGCAAAAACUUGGAAUAUCUCACGGCGAUGUCAAGCCCGACUGUUUUGGUCUGCCAGAGUCGCCACAUUACAUUGCUCUGUACGAUCUCGGCCGUUCUUACACCUUCAGUCCAGAUCGUCCCUGUAUUACGAACGGCACCCGCCGUCUACGACCGCUAAAGCUCGCGGAGAAAGUCGAUUGUCGCAACGCCCAACACACCGUCCUCAAGAUGGUCAAGUCGGGUCAUUUAUUCAAUCACUUUAAACGGCUACUAGGGACGACCGAAGAGGAUACACGCAAAGCGCUACGCCUUGCCAUUAACCAGAGUCCGCUAGCAACGGAUCUCCCACUUAUUCUCCUUUCUGGACUUGUCGAAGACGACGGCCCCUUCUUCCCCUCUCUCUCUUCAAUCCUGCCGUUCCUGGAGCCAGCGGCAUCUGGGCGAAAAGCGACUUGGACAGUGGCCCUGGCACACCAUCUCGACAGGUUCGUCGCGGUAUCUUGUUCCGACGUGAAACCCUGCGCCGUGGCAUCUAUGGGGGUUCGCGUCGCGUCUCUCGUCUCGUCCACUGGCGUCGUGAUCGAGCAGCUCCGCCUCCUCUGCCCGGAGCAGCCGGCGAUACCCACCGCCGGCGGACGCUCAAUGGUUGCCCUGCUACCCAGUGCGUGGCUGCAAUUUCUCGAUACGAGACGGUUUUUCUGCGCCCUCUACUACAGCAACUUGACGACGUAA